Molecule: messenger RNA, 1644 nt
Organism: Fusarium redolens
Lineage: Eukaryota; Fungi; Ascomycota; Sordariomycetes; Hypocreales; Nectriaceae
Product: pyridoxal phosphate-dependent transferase
Exons: 3
Coding region: 1-1644 (547 amino acids)
Biological process (GO): transsulfuration
Molecular function (GO): pyridoxal phosphate binding; cystathionine gamma-synthase activity
Source: RefSeq, a predicted model, not a curated record
AUGAGGGCACAGCUUGGGAGCUCUCUCCCACCAGGAGACAAGCACGGCGUCAGUGUGUAUAUACCGACAUGGGAAGACACUGUAGCUUGGGCUGAAAGAGACCCCGAACUCAUAGCCCAGCUAAAGACCGGAUACCCUCGAUUUUUCGUCCCUCUUGUCGUCAACGAACUCGCAGAACGAUUUCUCGAAUGGACUUCUGAGGGAGCUUCAGGAAUGCUUACAUCCGAAUUUCGAAACGAGCUGAGGCAAUCGUUAAUCGAGCCCGGACGAUCGGCGAUGCUUAUAACAGCAUGUCAUCAUGCCAAAGGCCUUCAAGAAUACCUACAAAGGCAGCCAGAUUUGAAAGCAUUUGUCUUCGUAGUUGAGUUCGACGGUGAUAUUCAUCUUGUCAAGAAGUCAGAGAACAGAACUGACUUGAACAAAAUCUAUGUAGUCGUCUACCCUCAAAGAGGAGCCAGAGAGGCAAAAGCAUUUUGGCAACAUACCGGGUUUGGUAUCUCGAGUCGAAGGGCGACAUAUUGGUUAGAAAAUGCCCCUUUCUUAAACCAAGACCGCGCAUUGCCUGCGGCCACUCUUCCAAUCCAGGAGGCCAAAGAUGCCAAGCUUGCCAUACAACAACGGAUUGCAGACUCGUUCAGUACCAAAGACAACAAGUUGAAAAAGAGCGAUGUGUUAUUAUAUCCCACUGGCAUGUCAGCUAUUAGCCAUAUCCAGGAUAUCGUCAGUCUUUACACUACAACGACAAAGAGGACCAUUGCGAUCUUCGGAUUUUUAUAUGUCGAUACUUUCAAAGUCCUAAACGAGAUCCACGGCUACGAGUGUAAACUCUACGGCGCUACACAAUCCGACCUGGAAACCCUUGAAGAAGACCUGGCAGCAGGUCUGGAGCUAUGUGCCCUCUUUACAGAGUUCCCUGGUAACCCAAUCCUUGGCUCCGUCGAUCUAGAGCGAAUAGAAAGAAUGUCCGAUGAAUACAACUUCUUGUUCGUGGUUGAUGACACAGUCGGUACAUCGGUAAACGUCGACGUUAUCUCACAUUGCGAUGUUGUAUGCACAAGCUUGACAAAGAUGUUUAGUGGAAGCUGCAAUGUCAUGGGAGGAAGCGUGGCCCUGAACCCAAAGGGCAGAGGUCAUUGGGAUAUAAAGAGACGAUUAAAGGUUCGUUCAGUCAACACCUACUUUCCGCUAGAUACGAUUGUUAUGGAGGAAAACAGCGCAGAUUUUGAAGAUCGAGUUAUCAAAGCCAGUCAAAAUGCAGAGCACAUCGCAGAUAUACUUCGCAAGCAUAGUUCGGUUGGGCAAGUCUAUUAUCCAAAGGGAAGCCCGACACAACAACUUUACGAGAAAUAUAAACGGCCUGGAAAAGGGUACGGGUAUCUGCUAUCUAUUCGUUUUAAGACCCCGGCAGCUGCCAUAGCGUUCCACGACGCUCUCGAUGUGGCAAAAGGGCCAAGUUUGGGGACCAACUUCACUCUAGGCUGUGCAUAUACGCUCUUUGCACAUUACCAUGAGCUUGACUGGGCUGAAGAGUAUGGUGUUGUUGAGCAUUUGGUACGAAUCAGCGUGGGGAUCGAGAGUGAUAAGUUCUUGGAUGAGGUUAUCAAGACAGCUCUGGAUGCAGCUGAACGAGCGAAUAAGAAGUGA